Molecule: messenger RNA, 1044 nt
Organism: Trichoderma citrinoviride
Lineage: Eukaryota; Fungi; Ascomycota; Sordariomycetes; Hypocreales; Hypocreaceae
Product: glycoside hydrolase family 17 protein
Exons: 2
Coding region: 1-1044 (347 amino acids)
Source: RefSeq, a predicted model, not a curated record
AUGAUCUCCUCGCUGCUCUCCCUCGCCGCUCUGGCCGCGGUGCCCGCUCUUGCGGCUCCCACUGCCGCCGCCGCCGGCAACUGCUUCCCCCUGGGCAAUGCCACUCUCCCCGGCAACUUUGCUGCUCCCAGCACUCCCCUCGACCAGUGGUGGUGCCCUCAGUCCGACUACUAUGGCUUCAUGGGCUUUUCAUACCCUCUGGAGGACGGCAACUGCAACGACGCGUCCAACGGCUACGCCCAGAUGAACACGGACUUUGCUCAGAUGAAGAGGGACUUUGGCGCCAGCAUCGUCCGCAUGUACUACCCCGUGUGCACUCAGCCCAGCGUCUUCAUCAACGCCAUCAAGGCUGCGUAUAACAACAACAUGGGCCUGAUUGUGCAGGUCUGGACCAACUUUGGCGGUGGCAACGUUUGGCAGCAGUCCCAACAGGCCAUCUACGACGCCAUCAACGAUCCCUCCGUUGCGGCGAUUGCCCCCUACGUCGUCCACUGGGCCGAGUUCGGCUCGGAGCCCGUUGGUGACGGCAUGGACCAGGGCAACUUCGUCAACGACCUCGGCAAGUUCCGCGCCACCCUCAACCAGAAGGGCAUCUUGGUGGGCAUUUCGGAGGACUGGGACCGACCCGGCUCGAUGAGCGGCAACAACGGCCAGGGCCUCGGAUCCAUCGGCGCCGGUGUCAAGGCUAACUCGGAUGUUGCCCACAUCCACCCGAUGCCCUUCUACCACUUCAACCAGCCCGAGUCCCAGGCCUGGAGCUACAUCCAGUCUCAGAUCAACUGGGUCAAGACCAACGUCGGCCUGCCUACCUUUGUCACCGAGACGCAGUGGGCGUGGGGUCCUACCGACCACUAUGCCGGACACACCGAUCUGGGCCGUCCUCAGUACACCAACUUCUGGAAGACUUUCGACAACAACUGCGCUUACUUCAAGAGCCAGAACGUCGGCUGGUUCCUCCACGCUUGGAGGGGCGAAGAUACCUUUGACAUUAACGACCCUAACGGCGGCUACAUUAUUCCCAACUGGAAGCCUCAGAAGUGCUAA